Zeugodacus cucurbitae (melon fly) is the source of this 2113-nucleotide messenger RNA. Its product is annotated as motile sperm domain-containing protein 2-like. NCBI's taxonomy places the organism in Eukaryota, Metazoa, Arthropoda, Insecta, Diptera, Tephritidae. The transcript is spliced from 7 exons. Bases 227 to 1816 code for a protein of 529 amino acids. The record is from RefSeq and is a predicted model, not a curated record.
UUGUGGCGAUUGUAAGCGUAGUGCUCGGCGACCCAGUACAAUUUCGGCGCUGAAACGGUACGGAUACGUAUAACGGAAGUGCAGUGAAAUUUUUUUUUUCAAAACGACUAUUCAUUUGUUGUGCUUAUUCGUCAUACAAAAUUUAGCGCUUAAUCAGCGUAUUAAAGUGUUUGAUUAAAUUUUUAUUGGCUUGUUGCUUAGUUAGUGUAAGAAAGCGCAAUUGAAAAUGCCAGUCAAAGUGCAAACACCCACCCAAAAUCAAAUCGUCGAGCUGCGAAAUUUGUUCAACGACAAAUACGAGCAAAGUCCACCCGCAGUGCCCUUUCAUCAUCUCGACCUCGAGCGGAUACGCAAUGGCGAUAUGUGGCUAACACGUUUCCUCGAGAUGUACGAUUUAGACAUGCAGACGUCAAUAGAUAAGCUAUGGGAAACCUGUAUAUGGCGGCAGCAAUAUGGCACGAAUGAACUAAACGAAAAUAAUUUGGUUAAGGAAUAUUUACACGAUGGCGUAAUAUUUGCACGCAACAAAGAUUUGGACGGCAAGACGUUGCUCAUAUUCCGCACCAAACUACACGUGAAAGGUACAAAAAAUAUGGACGAAGUAAUACGCGUCGUAGUCUAUUGGAUCGAACGCAUACAACGUGAAACGGAUAUGGAUAAAAUGACGAUUUUCUUCGAUAUGGCCGGCACUGGCGUGUCCAGCAUGGAUAUGGACUUUGUCAAGCGCAUUAUCGAGACUUUCAAAUUGUAUUAUCCGAAUGCGCUGAAUUAUAUAUUGAUUUUCGAAAUGGCUUGGGUGCUGAAUGCUGCUUUCAAAAUCAUAAAGGGUUUUCUGCCGGCCAAAGCGCUGGAAAUACUCAAAAUGAUAUCGAAGAAAGACAUUAAUCAGUACAUCGACAAAGCCAAUUGUCUCGCCAGUUGGGGUGGCAAUGACCUGUACGAAUUCAAAUUUGUGCCAGAAAAACUAAAGAGACCUACUACAUUGACUGUGAUAAGUAAUGGAGCGCUGCCAAGCGAACCACUCACCCCCGAAUCGCCGAAUGGUAAUGAAAAGAAGGUACACUUUGCUAACAACAACCGGAUGUACGCGGGAUCGGAAAUGCCGGAAUGUGAGCGAGGCUAUCAAACCUUGGAACCAAUGAGCACAAUGCUGCGAAUUUCUCCAAACGAUAAUAUAUACUUUAAUCGGGGCGAAAAUAGCGAGAGCUUAAUAGAAAUUACAUGUAUCGGAAAGCAGGCUAUAACCUAUAAGAUUCAAACAACAUCACCGGAAAAAUUUCGCGUCCGUCCACGUUGUGGCUACUUAGCACCGUCUGAAACGGUUUCGGUAAACAUUAUGUUGAAGCAGGACUAUCAUUUGGGUGAGGCGCCGAAGGAUAAAUUUCUCGUGAUGUGUAUGCCAGCGCCUGUGGGUAUAGAGCCGUCACAACAAAGUAUGAGUGAAGCGUGGAAAAUGAAACCCCAAAAUGGCAAUGAUGUGGAGCAACAUCGCUUAACCUGCAACUACAGAAGCGGUACAAGUGCUGCAAGUACACCCGGUACUUGUGCCUGUGGAAAAACAGCGUUCAGCGGUGGUCCGGAUGAGGGUUUUGCUUCUACGAAGAGUACCAACACUUCGGAUCUGUCAACACAAGCUAAACUCCUGGAGAGCCAAUUGAGAUUUACACAAAUUUUACAAUGCAUUACACUCGUGUUUUUACUGGGACUCUGCGUUGCAGUUGUUUAUCUGCUGAAGGCGCAACUCAAUCACAUGCCCGGCUGCAUCGGUGAUGAGGAAUGCCAUGCGGCAAGCAAUUGUCACAGUCGAAAUGCAUAAUAUUUACUUUCAAAAUGCAAUUCGACCAAACAGCACCUACUGAUCCCCACUGCCGCAGAGAAGCUACGUAGACGAGGUCAUGGUAGUAGUGGCGAGCACACAACUGCUUGCGACUGUAAUGCAGCAGCUGAUGAUGGCGACAUUGACUGCGGUGAUUUUGUCAUCGAUGGCGAUGCCAUGGAUUACGACGAAGCUGUUUUUGAUAAGGGCGGUGUGGCUGGUGGUGGCUACCUGCUUGGUCUAAUCGCAUUUGCACGUAAAUUCGCGCGUAUCAUAAUCACAAUUUCGAUGCUCUUC